This is a messenger RNA of Arvicola amphibius (Eurasian water vole), 668 nucleotides long. It is a transcript of the gene Psca, whose product is annotated as prostate stem cell antigen. The record is from RefSeq and is a predicted model, not a curated record. Lineage: Eukaryota; Metazoa; Chordata; Mammalia; Rodentia; Cricetidae. Bases 84 to 458 code for a protein of 124 amino acids. The transcript has 3 exons.
UGUGAGCUGCAGAGCCUCCCUUACCAACUGCAGCCAUAUAAAGCCUUUGGAGACAAACUCGCAGCUAGCUGCCCGCCGCAACCAUGAAGGCUCUCUUUUUUGUCCUCUUGGCCACCUACUUGGCCCUGCAGCCAGGUGCCGCCCUGCAGUGCUACUCCUGCACUGCGCAGGUGAGCAACACAGACUGCCUGAAUGUGCAGAACUGCAGCCAGGGCGAGAACAGCUGCUGGACAUCACGCGUCCGGGCCAUUGGACUUGUGACAGUUAUCAGUAAGGGCUGCAGCUCAAACUGUGUGGACGACGCAGAGAGCUACUAUGUUGGCAAGAAGAACGUCACGUGCUGCUACUCCGACCUAUGCAACGUCAGUGGUGCCCAUGCCCUGAAGCCAGCCACCACCACCCUGGGGCUGCUCACUGUGCUCUGCAGCCUGUGGCUGUGGGGCUCCAGCCAUCUAUAGGCGCUCAGGGGGCCCCACUACAGCCUCUAUUAGACAGGGAUACCCCACCACCACUCCUAACAUCCACACAGAGCUAGCCUUCGCCCUGCCCCUCCUGGAGCUCCCUCGUCUCUGCGGCUUCUGUUUCUACAGUUGGCACCUUGCCCACCCCUCCCUGCCCCCACCAGCACCACGCCCCACCAGUUCUGCUCCGGUACUUCUGCUGCAGGA